Messenger RNA from Nipponia nippon (crested ibis), 408 nucleotides. The record is from RefSeq and is a predicted model, not a curated record. NCBI's taxonomy places the organism in Eukaryota, Metazoa, Chordata, Aves, Pelecaniformes, Threskiornithidae.
AUGGGGCACUGCCGAGAAGCGCCCUGCCGCCUCCUGUCACCCAUCGACUCGCGGCCUGCACCUGUAGGUGACUCCGCGGCGACAGGGGCCGGGGGCCUCACCAGGGCCCUGCGGCAGCUGCUGCCCCCUCCCGGCCGCAGUCCCCUCCUCCAGGGCGGCUUACACCUGUACCAGCUGGACAUCACGGUGAAACAGGGGCGUAACAAGGUGCGGGAGAUGUUCAUGAAGAAUGCCCACGUUACAGAUCCACGGGUGAUAGACUUGCUGGUUAUUAAGGGAAAAAUGGAUCUUCAAGAAACCAUUCAGGUAUGGAAGCAGAGGACUCACAUCAUGAGGUAUUUCCACGAGACGGAAACACCACGACCUAAAGACUUUCUGUCCAAAUUCUAUGCGGGCCACGAUCCCUGA